This is a messenger RNA of Syzygium oleosum, 1710 nucleotides long. RefSeq names its product LOB domain-containing protein 36-like. The transcript has 3 exons. The record is from RefSeq and is a predicted model, not a curated record. Lineage: Eukaryota; Viridiplantae; Streptophyta; Magnoliopsida; Myrtales; Myrtaceae. Bases 350 to 1249 code for a protein of 299 amino acids.
CUCUCUUUUGUCUUUGUUUGUAUUUCCUUUCCCUUCUUCGUUCGAAAUGCUUCGUUUUUCCGAGAAAAUAUUUUCUGGGUUUUGUUCGGGGGGGUUGAAAUGGAAGAGACGAACGAGGAGGAUUGGUGGGGAAAUCUUGUUUUGCGGCUGUUAACGGUGGGGUAUGAUACGACGUGAGAGAGAGAGAGAGAGAGAGAGAGAGAGAGAGAGAGAGAGAGAGAGAGAGAAUUUUUCAGAUUCAGAUUUGGAGUUACGCGUUAGACGCAAAAGGUGAAGUGCCGCUCUUGAUAGAUCUUGGGUCUCUUCUCUUUGAUGAGGUUCUCUCCCCACGAGGAAUUGGGCAAAUGACAUGUCGUCAUCGAACUCUCCGUGCGCCGCGUGCAAGUGCCUCCGCAGGAAGUGCACCCAGGAGUGUGUCUUCGCCCCCUACUUCCCCGCCGACCAGCCGCAGAAGUUCGCCUACGUCCACAAAGUGUUCGGCGCGAGCAACGUGACUAAGCUCCUCAACGAGCUGAACGUCUCACAGCGCGAGGACGCCGUCAACUCCCUCGCCUACGAGGCGGAGACCCGCCUGCGGGACCCAGUCUACGGCUGCGUUGGCCUCAUCUCUAUCCUCCAGCACAAGCUUGACCUGCUCCAGAAGGAGCUCACCACUGCCAAGAAGGAGCUCGCCGCUUACAUGGGGCCCCACGCGAUGGUCCCCACAAUAAUGCAACCCCCCGGAGUUCCACCGUACAUGGGGAAUCCUUCGAUGUCCACAGUGGUGCCCUACAACAUGAUGCCCAUGAUGGGCAUCCCGACUGCCGCCGCUUCCGGUGGGCCACCGCUAGUCAUCAGGGACCACCAGAGCCAGCAGCAGCAGCAGCAGGCGUUCGACGUGCAGCAACUCGCAGCUGCUGUGGCAGCGAGGGAGCAGCAAGAGAUGAUUAGGGCUUAUGAGCAGCAGCAAAUUAGACAGCAGCAACAGCAACAACUUGAAAUCAAGUUCGAUGCAAGCGGCUUUGACGGUGUCGGGAACUCGGUGUCUCCGUCCAGGUACAACCCCACAAGCAAUGUAAUUCCUCCGCCGCCGGCUUCCCCGUCGCUGGCGUUGGGGACUUUUGACAAUCCAUACCAGAUUCAGGCGCACCAGCUGUCGCUGCAGCCACAACAAGGACAAGCGCAAGAUCAGCAAGAGCAUGGCCAAGAGCAGAGGUCUGGAAGUGAGGAGCGAAGCAACAACAACAACAACGGUGGUCCUUCCUGUUGAUGAACAAUUUCCUUUUUUUGGCUAAGUUCUUGUUUCUUCCCAUGCUGAGUUUCUUGAGGCGGUUUUUAUGGUUCUAGUUCAUAGAUGAGGAGAAGAAACAAGUGGAAGAUUCAAAGAUGCAGAGAAUGUUGUUCAUUGUGCCCCAAUGGAUAUAUGCAGGUUCUGAAGCUUUUUACUUCCUGGGAGAUACACAAAAAAGUGGCUAGCGAUACAGAACAAUUUCUAGGAGCAAAUAAUUUUUUGAAGUGCAAUUUCAUUGUUAGUGUAAUGAUGUUCAUGCUUCUGUCUUACAUUGAAAAAAAUUUGUAAAUUUGUAUCGUGGAAAAUGCUAGUAUUUUUCUCAUUCUUUUUCUGCUAUCGUGUCUUAAAUCGAUUAUCUUUAAGCUAAAUGUAACCGUACCGUUUUUUACUCAUGGAUAUCAUUUAGAUGGUACCUAAUUUUGCGUACCCUUAAGGACUUA